This is a messenger RNA of Anthonomus grandis grandis, 7613 nucleotides long. RefSeq lists its product as uncharacterized. The transcript has 15 exons. Lineage: Eukaryota; Metazoa; Arthropoda; Insecta; Coleoptera; Curculionidae. The record is from RefSeq and is a predicted model, not a curated record. The coding region runs from base 188 to 7378 and encodes 2396 amino acids.
AGCAUUUUUAAAAUCCAAAUCUCAAUAUGACCUAUUCUGUGUCAUGAAAGCUCUGAGUUUAUUCAAUUUUUGCUUUCAAAACUGUAAAAUAAGUUUAAGGAAUUAUCUAUAAUUUCGUUUCGGUUAUUACUAGUGUUUAUCAGCAGUUUUUUUUUACUUAAAUAUCUAUAUAUGUGAUACCUUGAAAAUGAACCCAACAAAGUGGGAGAAAGUGUUAGUGCAAUGGAUCAAUUGCUUGCAAUUAUUGAAACCCAUCAAUACCCUUGAGGAACUACGGGAUGGACAGUUUUUAAGACGCCUUUGCAAACAUUUCAAACAAACAAUAGACCUCAUACCUGAUGAUGACCUCACAGUGAUUUUUGAACUUCUAGUACAGCACUAUCCUCAAAUAAAGUUCAAUGAAAUGGACAGUGUCCAUAUAAGUGAUUUACUUAGCUCUGAACUUGUUUAUUUAACUUCACUUUUGAUGCAUUAUACUUCUGUUUAUGAUAGGCGAGUUGCAUUUACUGAGCCUAUGUGUACAAUGUUAGAUAGUAAUAGUCAGAUGAUGAUAAAGGAGUUUUUGGAAAAAAUUUCAUGUGAGACAACCACUGAAGAACUGGAAGGUAUAAUUAAGGAAAUAUGCACAGAAGAUUCCAAAAGCCUAACAUGUCAGUUUCUUCCACUGAUUAAUACUCCCAUAAAUAAAAAGAGUCCCUUGCAAAAGUUCUUUUCAACUCCAUUCUCAAAAACACUUAAAUUUCAAGAAAAAGACCGUCAAAUCGACAAACUUAGACGCGAGUUAGAAAUAGAAAAGGCAGAACGGACUGAAUGUGAGGUGGAGAACAAAAAUCUGGUAGAGAAAAACAAGAAGUUAGAAUUUCAGUUGAAACAGAAAAAUGCCGAACUCAAACGAUUAUGCUCGGAAAUGGAGUCUCUUGAUGUAGGAGAACCUCCAAAAUCUCAUGAUACUACCUGGAAUGAAACUCAAAGGCUGUUGAAACUAGAACUUCAAAGUUUGGAGGAAUACAUAGUGCAUUGUGACAAGGAAGGUGAAGAGCUGAGAAGGGAGAGGGAUGAAUUGAGAGAAAAGAAUAAAACCCUAGAAGAGUCUUGUCAGAUGUGGCGAGAAAAGUAUCUGGAGCUUGACGAAAAGUUUGAAAGCACCUAUGAAGAUUUCUGUGAUCUUAAAUGCAAAAAAGACCUUUUGUAUUCAAAAUGUAAUGAGCUGGAAAACAUGUUAGAUGAAUUUAAAUCAAAGUCCGUAAGCAGUUUCGAUGAGAGUAUCCCAUUGAAAAGAAGAUCGGGAGGUUUUGAUCUGUCACAAUCAGUGCAAGAUUUGGGUCACACAGUAAUUGACCUUCAAUUAAGAGAAGUACAAACCAAACUAGAGAAAACAGAAAACGAGUUAAAGGUGGCAUUAGAACAGAACCAGAGUCUCUUGGAGGAUAUCACAGUAUGCACAAAUAGCAAAAAGAAAGUAGAAGCUGAACUAGAAACUUUGAAACAAGAACAAGGCGUGUUAAAAGCUAAUUUGACAGCACAGAUUAACACGUUAAAAUCUGAAAAAUCUUAUCUGGACACUAAGUUAACUGAACUUGCAAAAGCUUUAGAUACUGAGAAGCAGAAACUAAACAAUGUAAGUGGGGCUAAGGAUACACUCGAACUUGAAUUAACUAACACUAAAAAUCAACUACAAGGAGUAAUGUUUGAAAAAACAGAAAUGGACAAAAAAUAUAGUAGUACUUUUGAAAAAUGGAAUGAUACCAUAAAAAGGCUUGAAGAAACUGAAGAAGUUUUGAAAUCCACUGCUUUACAGUUAAGUAAAGUAAGUUCUAAUAAAGAAGACUUGGAUAAGCAGUACAAUAAGAUUUCAGAAGAACUAACUGUUAGUUUAAAAAGUCUUAAAGAAACUCAAGAUAACUUAAAAUUUACAGAAUUACAACUUCAGAAGAUCACUUUUCAUAAGGAAAAUUUAGAAAAGCAGUCUGAAAACAUAUCUGAAGAAUUAAAUACUGUUUCGAAAAAGCUUGAACAAACUUUAUGUUUCUGGAAAGCUACUGAAUCGCAACUUCAAGAACUAACAUUUAUCAACCAAAAUUUAGAAAUUGAACAUAGAAAAACAUCAGAGCAAUUGGUUGCUACUUUACAAGAGCUUCAAGAUGCGUCAAAUAUUUUAAAAAUUACUGAACAGCAACUACAUGAAAUGACUUCUGUAAAAGAAAAAUUCGAGAAACAGUAUAGUGAGAUUUCUAUUCAACUAAAUUCCACUCUAAAAAAGCAUGAAGAUUCGGAAGAAGCUUUGUUAAGAGUUAAAGAGCAACUUUCUAAAAUCAGUUUAGAGAACGACUUUUUAUUAGAACAGCACAGGCAAACAUCUGAAAAUUUAGCAAAGAGUUUACAACAACUUCAAGAGUCCGAAGACCUUUUACAAGCCUUUGAACAGCAACUUCAAGAGCUUACUUCUAGUAAAAACGACUUGGAAGAAAAAAACAACGAAAUUUCUAGAGAAUUAAUUUCCACUUCAAAUAAGCUUCAUGAAACCGAAUGUUUUUUGAAAAGUAUUGAAUUACAACUUUCUGAAGCAACUUCAAAAAAAGAUGACGUAGAACAACAGUUCACAAAUAUAUCCGAAGAAUUGGCGUACACGUUGAAACGGCUUCAGGAAACUGAAAAUAGUUUAGAAAAUGUCAACCUGCAACUUUAUGAAGUCAACUUGACUAAAAAUCGAUUAGAAGAACAAUAUAAAUGUACAUCUCAAGACUUAAACGACACUUUAAAAAAACAUCAAUGCGCCGAAGAUGCCGUAAAAAAAUCUGAAUUUAAACUUAAAAAAGAACUUUUAAAUAAAGAUAACUUGUUGGAACAGCAAAGAAAAAUGUCAGAAGAGUUAGCUGCUACUUUAAGCCAACUUCAGGCAACUGAAACUAAGUUAAACAUGGCCAAUUUGCAACUUCACGAUAUGACUUCAAGUAAAGAACACUUAGAUUUACAGUAUAACAAUACUUGUGACGAAUUAUCUACUGCUUUGAAAAUGCUUAAUGAGACCAAAGAUACUUUAAAAUAUAUGGAAAAUGCACUUCGCGAAGUUACUUCAGAAAAAACUAAUCUGAAAAAGACCUUUGCUGAUAUGUGUGUAUGUUUAGACGAUGCCUACAGCGAACUGAAGGAAUUAAAAUUAUAUAAUGCUUCAGUUGCUGAAGAGUUAAAGAAAGCCUUGCUUGACAAGGCCGCAAUGGAAGAGGAAUUAAAGUGCACCCAACAGGCUCUAGAAGACAUGACAGUAGCAUUGAAAGACACCAUAACCGUUAAACAGGAAACCACAGAGACUUUGAACUUAGUUCAAACUGAACUAAAUAAGAAGCUAGAAGAAUUGGAAAACAUAGAAAAAGAGUCUAAUCUUUUGAAAAAAGAACAUCAACAGUUGAAAAAGAAAGAAUUUGAAUUAAGUAAAAAUCUGGAAGAAUCACAAUACAUUUUAGACAAAACUCGAGGUGAGCUAAAUGUAAUAAAAUUGGAAAAAGAUAAGCUUAAAUUUGAUUUUGAAGAUGUCAAAUUAAAAUUACUGGAUAUGACCAAAAGUGAACGAAAGUACAAAGAAAAUUUGAGUAAAAAAGAAACCGAACUCAUAAUAGCUUUGCAAGACUUGGAUGAUGUUAAACAGAACUUAAGUAAAACACAUGAACAGCUUUCACAAAGUAAAGCCAGUUUUAGGACUGUUUCAAAUGAUCUCUGUGUUACCUUGGAAGCUAAAGAAGUUCUUGAAAAGAAACACUUGGAUAUAGUAGAUCUUUUAGCAGAAUCUACCCAUGAAUCCAAUAGAAAUGAACAACUUUUGCAAAAAAAGAGCCAAGAAAACGAUUUUUUGAAGAAACAAGUAAAUGAAUGGGCAGCAAAAUGUGAAACCACCAGUACAAUUUUGUCUGAAAGUCAAAAAGAAUUAUCAAUUGCAACAGAAGAUCUACAAGAAACGUUGUUAAGAAAAAGACGAUUUGUACAUGACCUCGAAAUAUUACAAGAAGAUUACAAAGCUUUAAAGCAAUAUACAGAAUCUAAAACAGACGAAAACUUUAAAUUAUCGCAGAAUUUACAAAAAGCCCAAUUGAAAAUAUCGGACUUACAAACUGCUUUAAAUAGUUUGAUGGAGAAUCACGAAAAACUCACAGAUGAAUAUGCCAAUGUAAGAGAUGAUCAUCGAAUAAAAUGUGAAGCUCUUGAAGAGGCCUCGAAACAAUUGGAAAAUGUUAAAGAAGAACUGAGACUAACAAGAGAAGAAAAAACAAUGUAUUUUAAGAAGUUCGAACUUGGUAUACAAAAGUUGCAAGUAACUGAAGAUCGUUUUGAUAAAAUGGUAGCUGAGAAUGAUAAACUUAAGAUAUCCCUUGAAAGACAGAUUGACGAGUUAUUAACAAAUGUACAAAGUGUGGAAGAAGAACGGCGAAUACUUAAAGCGUCCUUAAAUGAGACUCUCGCUAAACUAGGUCAUACUGAAAGCAAAUGUCAGGAUAUUGCCAAUGAAUUGCAAUCGGCGCAAGAAGAAAAAACUGUUGUGAGUAAUUUCUUGGAUUUAAAUACCAAUGAACUAAGAAAAGUUUCUCAACAAAAAGAACAGAUCCUGGAAGCUUUAGAAAUGAGCAAUAAAGAUAAAUUGGAACUGGAAAGAGAGAUUAAAAAGUUGAAACUUAUAGAGAGCGAAAGGAACUUGCUUGUAGAGCAAAAUUUGGCAAUUGAAACCGCCUGCACAGACUGGCAAAAGAAAUAUAGUGAGGUUUGUGAAGAUGUUGCAAGAAGAAUCCAAGAGUUUGGCCUAGAAAAAAAAGAGCUUCAACAGCUACUUAAAAAAAACAGUGUUUUAAGUGAAAUUCAAUUUAAUGAACUACAAAAGAAGUACAAUGAUGAUAUUAAGAUCAAAUCAAAGCAUAUUGAUGCGUUACAAAUAAAAAUGGGUCAAAGACUUGAAGAAGCUUUAGAAAAAAAUUAUAACUUUGCUGCUAAAAUUAAAGAAAAACUAACUGAAAUUCAAAAUAAGCAUAGUAAAGAAUUUGAGGCUAUAUCAGACCAAUUUAAAAUAAAAAAAGAAGGUAUUUGCAACAAAGUCUUAAGAGUAAAUGGCCAGCUUACAGACCAAAUUAAACUUAAUAAUUUAAUGGACAAAAAAUCCCAAGACAUACAUAAACAAUAUGAUUUUCCGUCCCCAGUAGAGGUGAUGUCAAAUGAUUUUGAAACAUACAAACUUGCAAUGUUUGAACAACUUCAAGGAGUUUUAAGGGAAAAGGAUAUGGAGAUAAAAAAUGCUGAGAACAGUUAUAAAAUGAUACUGGAAGAGCUUGAAGCUCAAUUAAAAAAAAACGAUUGCGUUGAAGCAGCAAGGAAGAAACUGCUAGAAGAUAAUUCAGAGAUAUUGGAAAGUCUUCAGAAGUUGAUAAAGGAGAAAGAAGCACUUUUCAAUGAGCUUUCUGAAUUGAAAAAAGAAAAUGAAGAUUUACAAUAUGGAAAAAAAGACUAUGAAAGUGAAAUUAAGAAACUCCUAUCAGACAUUGGGGAAUUAAAAGAACGUUUAGAGGACUCAAGAAAAACUAAAGAAGAAUUAGUUGCUCAUAUACAGGAAAAACAACGAGAAAUGGCAGACUUGGAAAACAAAGUCAAAAGAUUAAUGCUAGAAGUAGAAGAUAAGACUAAAGAAAAAAAUGAAAUUUACGAUCAACUUCAGAGAUACGUGGAGGAAAAAGCCGAAAUUGAACAAAAAUUGGAGCAUGUACAAAAAGAAAAUGUUAUUUUGAUCCAGGAACGCGACUCCCUAUACGAUAAACUGCAAACUUCGUUAGAGGAGAACCAGAAAAUUUUGCUUUCUCGUGAGCUGAGUCAGGAAGAAACACAAAAAAUUAAGCGGGAAAUGAACAAUCUCCUAAAAACACAAACGGAAAUCAUGAUAGAGACGGAGGCAAAUUUACAUCGCGCCCAUUCAGCCGCCGUGGAAGAAAAAAAAGACUUGAUCAGGCGAACAGAAAGUGCUGAAAAUGAAAGAGAUAAAGUGCGGGAGGCAUAUGUAGCCGUCAAAGCUUCAAAUGCGAAAUAUGAGUUAGAAAAUUCAAGUUUAAGAAAAAUGUUAGAAGAGCGCACCUCUCAGCUAAAGCAGUUUAGUCAAAUAAAAGAGGCCUAUGAUAAAUUGCUAGAGGAUAACAUUAAAUAUAUGAAAGAAGUUGAAACGCUCAAGGUGAAACGAGGUAAAGACCGAGACGAGUUUGUCCGUCUCAUACACAAAGAAAGGGAAGAGGGAGAAGCCAAAAAACAAAAAAAGGUAAAGGAAAUCCGAACAGAAUACGAAGAAAAGCUUGAAAAAAUGAAAGACAAAAUGGUACAUCUGUAUCGGGAAGAAGUCAACAAAGAAAUGCAGAAGGUUAAAGCUGAAACUGCUGAACUACAUAGGACUAUCGGAGACCUUCGCGGUGCUCUUUAUGAAGCAGAAGAAAAAGCUAGCAGGCUUCAAAAGGAUCGAGACGUCGAUAGUUACAGAUCAAGGGAAUCGGUACACGGGUUACCCUUCGAGCGAGUAGCUCCUAAACAGGGCGUGUCAAGUUUAAGAGGACGCGGUAACAAGGUGGCUGAUAGAGACAGCAUUAUGAGUGCCCAGAGUACUCUUUCUUUAAAAGAGGGUGUUAGUAGAGAUCAACUUCAAAGAGUGCGAAGUGCCUCGACUCUUCAAGACCCGGAAAUAGUCGAUCGGCUGUUUAGAAAUAGGAAAAUGAGCACGUUACCCUCUCGCAUGGAAAAUGCUUUUGUGGAGGAAACUAUAACUGUGUCGAGAAGAACUUCUAUUAACAGUAUUGGGAGAAAUUUAGAAAUGGAAGAUGAGGAUGGAGACAUGUUUAACAACAAAUAUUUGGCGGAUCUAAAAGAUGGGCGAUGCAUCACUAGCAUAGAUAGGGAAUCAAACGUGAAUCGGAUGUCGGAACUGGCCUGGAGGAAUUCAAUGGUACCUCCUCAUCUGAAGAGUUGCUAUCCAGCCGAAACACAAUUUGUCAGCCCGUCAAAGUUUAAAGAAAAUGAAAUUAAGAUGGGUGCUGGACCCGAACCAAUGGAUGACAGCAUGGUCAAGCUGUUACCAGGUGAGAAACCUAGGCAGAAAAAAGACUUUGGAACAACUUCAUACAAGAAACCAGGUCCGCCAACACCUUCAAAGAAUGGUGGCAGAUCCUCAUUAACGGGAAAUGAACUUCCUUUAAGGGAUGGAAACAAUAGAAACUCAACAACCCCUAAUAAAAAGGUCACACCAAAUCGUAUACGAUCUUUGUUCAAAGGAUUUACCAAAGAAGGUUUCACUAGCAGGGAAAACGCGGAGAAUGUUACUCCAAGAGCUUCCAGACGACUGUCAAGUUUGUUUAAAAAUAAUAAAAGAUAAAUUAGGUGAAGCCAACUAUUUUGCUACCCUAGAUAUUGCGAAUGGAUUCCACCAAAUUGAAGUCGAUAAUGAAAACGAAGACAUCCCUAAGACAGGCUUUCCGACAGUGGACACCGACAGUGGAUCUUCUGUGGCCAUUUCGUCUUCGGCAUGAUUAAAGUCAGUUUAAGACUUGAAUCAAUGUUUGACUAUUUAAAGAAAAAUAAUUUUAUAAGAUAAAUAAAUAACUUCUAUA